Molecule: messenger RNA, 1880 nt
Organism: Cuscuta europaea
Lineage: Eukaryota; Viridiplantae; Streptophyta; Magnoliopsida; Solanales; Convolvulaceae
Source: the annotation of a GenBank genome assembly
GAUGCCCCAUUGCCCGUCUCUAACAAGUUCGGAUAAACCAGAGAAAGGGGAAGAGAAAAUGGCUGCCACACAGCAUCUUGUCUUCUCUCACCCAUUUUCUAUAUAUAUCCAUCGUUCUUUCCCCAUUUUACAGAAUCAGAGCUCGUGUUCCACGCCAAAGAAAAGAAAAUGUGGGAAAAUCCUUGCGUGUUCGAUCAAUGAAAGAGAUCACACUCUGUGGGAUGGGGUUUCAAGAAGGGAUUUAGCAAUCAUUGGCCUAUCUUCACUUUCUCUAACAUUUCCUUCUUUGAGUUCAAGAGCUGAAGAAGAUGUUAGAAUGGCUUCAUUGGUUGAUGAGAUUAAUUCAUAUUCCUAUAUGUACCCUACAGAGCUUCCUUCCAAAAGAUUUGUCUUCAAAUGGGUUGAAUCCCGAAAACCAGAGCGGUAUUCGUCGGCCCCACCUCUGUCACCUGAUGCACGCCUUCGCAUUGUGUCUGAAAGAGUUGAUCUCAUUGACAAUCUGAUUAUUUCUGUUACGAUUGGUCCACUGAAUUCACAGCUCCUAAAGUCAAAGGAAAAAAGUUUCUGGAGUGCGAAAGACGUUGCUGAAUCUGUAUUAUCCGAUAAGUCUGCUUUGAGGGUAACCUCAAGUCAACGGUUAGCGGAAAGCUCACUCCUUGAUGCACAUUCUUCUCAAAUUGAUGGUGAACCAUAUUGGUAUUUUGAGUACAUUGUUCGCAAAUCACCAACAAAAACUGCUCUUGAGUCAAAUAUCUUCCGCCACUAUGCAGCUUCAACAACUGAACGAGAUGGUUACCUUUAUACUCUCAGUGCUUCAACACUUAGUAAGCAAUGGAGCCAAAUGGGACCGUUCUUAGAAAAGAGUGUUGCUUCUUUUCGUCUUCUCCCUCCUUCACAAAGUUAUGUUCCUCCAUACAAAGAUCCUUGGAGAUUUUGGUGAAGGGAUAUCAGUUUUGUCUGGAACAAAUAUGACCUCCCAACUGCAGACACUCAACUGAUGCACUGGAAUGAAGAGGCGGAAGCUCUUACAGUGAAUCUAAAGAUCAUUCAUGGCAAAACUUUUUAAGCUUGAUGUGGUGCAGAUGAUUAAAUUGAACAAUGCUUUCGAUGGACAAGGAACAAGUGCUACAUCAAUAUGAUCUUUUAUAUGUCUCUUUCUUGCUUAAUUAAUCAGAGAAUUAGAUUAAUGGCGAUAGAUCUAUCCAAGUCUUGACCAAUGGCACCCAAAUUUAUUACAAAUUGUCUGCGUCAGAAUAAACCUUAGAAUGAUUUAUACAAGACAGGCUAAAUAAUCGUACUUCUAUGGUACUCCAAAGUAAAUCAAAAUGAUUUAUUUGCUAUUGGUUCUUUUUGGCAUAGUAUUAUAAUAGUCUACCAUCUUAAAGAGUAUUCAUUGGUUGAGAUCCUGCCAUGAAUUUGUUCUGCAGCUGGACCAAUAUUCAGUAACCAGUUUAGAGAAGGAAGAAUUGAUUGCCAUAAGCUUUGAAGGCUCAUCAUAUUCAACUAGCUUCCCUGCAAGAAGUUUGAAAGAUAGAGCUUUCAUUGUUUGUAGUUGCAAGCCUUAUAUACCUUUAAGGUUCCUGACUCAAAUGGAGAGAAAUUGUUAUACAUAACUUAUGUAUAAGAGAAUGGGAAAAAGCUUACCAAAAGAGAGGAGGAGGACCAUGUGGCUGUCUAUGACGGUGGGGACACGAUGAGCAACAGUGAUGACUGUGCAAUUGCAGAAUUCUUCUCUGAUGAUUUUCUGCAGAGUGUAAUCAGUGGCAGAGUCUAUGGAAGCUGUUGCCUCAUCCAGAACUAAGAUUCUGUUCCUUUUCAGAAGGACUCUUCCAAGGCAGAACAGUUGCCGUUGCCCCAUGCUCCAGUUCUCUCCCUCAUCA